Acaulospora morrowiae is the source of this 519-nucleotide messenger RNA. Lineage: Eukaryota; Fungi; Glomeromycota; Glomeromycetes; Diversisporales; Acaulosporaceae. The record is from the annotation of a GenBank genome assembly.
AUGGGUAGAUUGCACGAAUAUCAAGUGGUUGGUCGUAAACUUCCAAGUGAAAAGGAUCCUGUUCCAAGGCUCUAUCGUAUGAGGCUUUUUGCACCUAAUGAAGUCGUCGGGAAGAGUAGAUUCUGGUAUUUUUUAACAAAACUAAAAAAAGUUAAGAAGGCUGCUGGCGAGAUCGUUUCUAUCAACGAAAUCUUUGAGAAAAGGCCAUUGAAGAUUAAGAAUUAUGGCAUAUGGCUUCGUUAUGAUUCUCGCUCUGGAACUCACAACAUGUAUAAGGAGUACAGAGAGUUGACUAGAACUGACGCUGUUUCCUCUGCUUAUCAAGACAUGGCUGCUCGUCACCGUGCUAGAUUUUCGUCCAUUCAAAUCAUACGCGUUGCCGAACUGAAACCUUCUCAAGUCAAACGUCCUUAUAUUAAACAGCUCAUCGAUCCCAAAAUUAAAUUCCCGCUCCCUCAUCGGGUUGCUCGUGGAAAAAAGACUACUUUCUUGGCCAAGCGACCCUCCACUUUUUAUUAG